Messenger RNA from Paraglomus brasilianum, 195 nucleotides. The record is from the annotation of a GenBank genome assembly. Lineage: Eukaryota; Fungi; Glomeromycota; Glomeromycetes; Paraglomerales; Paraglomeraceae.
AUGAGUGGUUUAUUAUUGUUUAUCGGAAAUUUUUUCAAAGCAGUAUCAGAGAAGCCUUGUGAAGCAGUAUGGGCCGUAUCAGGAGAUGGAUCUGUAUGGGAACUUGAUGAACCGGAUUCAGAAGAAUGCAAGAAAAAAGACCAGAAAAACGAUAAGAAAAAAGGCAAGAAAAAGAAUAAAAAAGGGCGUCGUUGA